GGUUGCCGGGAAGCGCGCCUCGCCCCUCCUUCUCGUCCUCCCCUCACGCGCCACCCGUUUUUCCUUUCUCCGUUAAUAACAGCUAGCUGGAGGAGGAGGGAAGGUGGCUCCUGCGGAGUGUGGGCGGGCGCCUCCCACUCAUCCGCAAGUCGCGGUAGGAGCAGGAGGAUGGCGGCGGUAGCGGCAGCCGUCCGGGAGGAGGCGGUGCCGAGGCCCGGGGCGCAGACCGCAGCGGUGGCGGCAGUGAGCGGCAGCGGUCCGUCGUGGCGCACCAGAAGCGAAACUAGUGGCAGCCGCACAGCUACCUGAGCCGUCGCCUCCCGCCGGAGUCAGAGCGGCGGCCACUGCUCCCGGAGCCGGGACUCCUUUUCUGUCUCGUCGUCUCCCGCGCCCCGUCAGGCCGCUGGACUCACCCGCCGCCUCUGAGAAAAGGGCGCCGGACGCCGACCGCCCCGCGGGGCGCCGGGCGGCGGCCCUGGACGUGCGGGGGCCUCUCUGUGCUGGCCGCGGCGCCUCGGCCCUGCCCUCUCUGUCCUGCUCUCGCUCCCGCCCUCCCGGCGCUCCGGGCGCUGCGCGCCGGCCCGGCCCGGGGCAGGGCGGACAUGGGCGCCAAGCAGAGCGGCCCGGCCGCUGCUAACGGCCGCACUCGGGCGUACUCAGGCUCAGAUUUACCUUCUAGCAGUAGCGGAGGGACCAAUGGGACCGCGGGCGGCGGCGGCGGGGCUCGGGCCGCGGCCGUUGGGAGGUUUCCGGUUCAGGUGCCCAACACGCAGCAGCCCAGCGCUUCGGGCGGCGCCGCGGCGGCCUCAGCGGCCCCGCGCAGCCGCUCCCUCGGCGGGGCCGUGGGGACUGUGGCGUCGGGGGCCCGCGCGGCGCAGUCCUCCUUCAGCAUCCCCAACAGCAGCAGCGGACCGUACGGCUCGCAGGACUCGGUGCACAGCAGCCCAGAGGACGGCGGUGGCGGCAGGGACCAGCCAGCGGGGGGGGGCCCCGGCGGGCCGCGCCUGGUGAUCGGCUCCUUACCAGCUCACCUCUCGCCGCACAUGUUUGGAGGAUUUAAGUGCCCUGUAUGCUCAAAAUUUGUACCUUCAGAUGAAAUGGAUUUACAUCUUGUGAUGUGUUUAACAAAGCCAAGAAUAACCUAUAAUGAGGAUGUACUGAGUAAAGAUGCUGGGGAAUGUGCAAUAUGCCUUGAAGAACUGCAGCAGGGAGACACUAUAGCACGAUUGCCUUGUCUAUGCAUAUAUCAUAAAGGCUGCAUAGAUGAAUGGUUUGAAGUAAAUAGAUCUUGCCCUGAGCACCCUUCAGAUUAAGCAUCAGAUUCCUGUUUUAUAGGUAAUUCUUCCUUUUCCUGUUUACAUUGCUUUUUAAAGUGUUAUGUUGAAUUACAGGUUCUCAGGCAUCAUUUUUAUUAUUCAUUUAUUCAUUAAGGCUUUUGUGUGUACGCCCUGGACAUUAUGUUAAACUACUGUAUAAAAACUCAUAUAAAAAAAAUAAAUUAAAAACUAUUUUCUUGAUUCCUGAACAGUCAUAUAUUGAGUAACUUCUAUAUUCUAGGUACUUUCAAACAUACUAGCUUAUUUAAUUUUAAUGUAAUGCUUAAAAAACCCAACGAAGUACAUAUUAUGACCCCAUCUUAGCAGUGAGAAACCUGAGGGUCACAGUAGUUAAGUUCCAUGACUUUAAGCAGGAAGUUACACCAAGAGACCAAGGUCAUAGUUAGUAAAUGGAAUUUAUUAUACAUUUUAUUAACAUUUAUAUAGCAUUAUUAUGUGCCAGUCAUUGUUAUAAGCAUUUUACAUCUGUUAACUCAUUUGUUAUACCAACCCUUUGAACUCAAUACUCUUACUGUUCCUUUAUACAUAUGAGGAAUUUAAGUCACAAGUUAAGAAACUUGACUUGCCAAGGUCACAUAACUAGUUCAUGGAACUGUUUUGCUAUUAUUAGGUAGGAACUAGGAGCAUUUUCUUCUAAAAGUUGUGUCAUAGCUUUAUUCAUUCAAUUAAAUCAUUCACCUUUGUAUAAAAACCAAACCAAAUCCGUUGCCAUUGAAUCGAUUCUGACUCAUGGAUACUCAGCAUAUAAUGAAGUGCCUAUCAUAUAGUAGGCCCCCCCAAAAAAUGAAUUUUAAAACUGAAUAAAAAUUUGUUUUGCUUUCCUGAUUUAGCUUAUUCAUGGUAUUGCAUUAUCUGAAAAUGUUUACUGAACUGAAUGAUAACCUCACUUGGGUAUUGCUUUUUUUCAUAGUUCUGUGAAGCAAAUUAAAUGGCAUUGUUUAGCUUUGAAAAAUAAAGAUUAACUUAAUUGCUGUCUUCAAAUAUAUGGAAAGUUUUUAUGAGACCAUUGCAGAAAUGACGUAAAGCAUUGGAUUCUUACAUCAAGGCAGAACAUUUUGCCAAUCCAGGUAUUAUUUCAGAAGGAGUUAGAGCCUCUAUCUUCAGAGACUCACAAGACAGUCACAGACACCAGUCUUUCCUGGAUGCCGAAGACCAAAGGCAGGAAACUAGAUCAUAUGAUACCCUGAGGUCUAGUCCUGUACUAAGGCUCUCUCCUGGUAACCCAAAGGUCGGCAGUUCAAACCUACUAGUGGCUUCAAGGAAGAAAGACCUGUUGACCUGCUCCUGUACAGAUUACAGCCUAGGAAACCCUGUGGGGCAGUCCCACUCUGUCAUACAGGGUGGCUGUAGUGGGAAUUGACUUGAUGACACACAACACACAGCCCUGUACUGUUCCCCAUUUCCUUUCCUUUUACUCCUGGUCUUGAAUUUGAGAAUGUAGGUAUUAAAGUAAAAACACAUUCAAGAAAUUCUUUUGCUCCGUUAAUGAGGAUAAUUUAAGAGCAGCAGAUUAGAAUAUUGACGGAGAUUUGAAUAACUUAAUAGCAGCUGUAGCAACUGAACUGAGAGCUGCAAAUUAAAUGUGUGUGAAAUGUGAAAGCCUUGGGGAAUGGGAAGCUAGUAAGACUCUCAGCCUUUGACCUUUUACUGUGAAGUUACUCAGAUCAGACCUUGAUACAUUAAAAAGAAAAGUGAAUUGGGGUAAAAUUGCUGUGCAGAAGUGUAGUGAUGGAAUGGUAUUCUGAGUAUAUGUGCAUGUAUGUUUUUAUUUCACUAUGAAAAAAGUUUUUUGAAGAGGAGGAUGCUUUAGAAUGAUUGCCUUCAAUGACAUCUGUGUCUGGGCCAAAAAGUAAAAUGACAGCUAAAAUUAUAGAAGCUUUUUAAGACAAGUGCUAAAAAACAAUAUUAAUAAAAUGAAAUUUUUAUUUUAGUACCUUAUGUGCCAAGGUAAUAUAUUUAAAUCCUUCACCUAUAAGGAAAAUUUGUCUUUUAGAGUCAAUAAACUUUUGUGUGAGAUGGAAUUUUAGGGUAUAUAUAUAUUUUUUUAUGAUCUAAUCAGCUAAAAUUUUUCCUGUAAUAUUACAAUGAGCUUCUGGGAUCUAUAGAGCGUAUAUCUCAUCUCAUAGUCAAUAGGCAUGUCUGUGGGUCUUAAACAGCAUUUCAGCUUCCUUCUCUUACAUACCAAUUUUGUCUUCUUGUUUUGUUUUUAUAUAGAACCUGAAUUUGAAACUAGCCUAGUAUAUGAGAUAGUACAUGUUGUCUACAGAAAUCUGAACCAAUGAGAUAUAUCUCCGUGGGUCUUGAAAAGUCAUUUUUAGCAACUUGUAGGCAUGGAGUAUCUUGACUCACAUUUUUGUUUCUGUUCUGGCUGCUUGCUCUUAUAUGCUACGUGAUAAAUUCUUCCUGUCCCUUUUGCUGUCCCAGAUCAAAAGUGUAUGCAUUUGAAGAGGAUUCAUUGUUGUUAAAACACUGGGAAAAAAAGGAAGAAGAAGAAAAGCAAUGUAUAGCAGCAAAACCUAGCAUUUCUGGUAUCCUUAAGCAUAAAAAUUUAAUAAUCAACCCAAAAUAGGGAUACAUGAAUAUCUAAGGUCUUGAUUAGUUACUUUUUACAAUUUUUUAAUUUGGAGUGUUUAGUUAUUGGGGAGAGAUUAAUAAAUUGAUGUGAGUAUAUAUGUUUGCAUAUGUGCAUAUGUAUUUAAAAUGCUGGUUUCUGUACUCUGGUGUAGUCUUUGUUGUGGAGGGGGAAUGACUUACACAUUGGCUAUUUGUGACUGUUUACUAUUUUAAGCUUUAAUUGUUCCUUUUGUGUUCUUGAUAUGUUCUUCUGCAUAGUUCGAAUUUUAUGAGUUUUUAGAAUAGUUAAGAGAAUGGACAUUUACAGUAACUGAAGAAAUGCUUAUGGGGAAAUGGAUGCUGUAUUUUGAUUUAUAUUAUUAUUAUGGGUCACUGUUUAAAACUAAAUAUAUCUAUUUUUAAACAGGUUUUCUUGUCUUUUCGAGAUGCUUGAAAAACCUAGAGGAUAUGAGGAUCUGUCUCUGGAAAAAUAAAAAUGCAGGCAUACUCAGCCAGAAAUCUGAGUUCUGUUGAGACUCCAAAAUACAGAGAUGGACAAUCAUACAGAAAAAAAGAAAAUCCUGCUGAAAAGAGGACAGUUCCCACAUAACUCAGUGUACCAAACAUGCAUAUAAAGGACACACACAGGGAUUUUGAAUAUGCUGCACAUCCCUUAGUAGUCAUCUACGUAGGUAAUACUGAUAAACAUUUUGUAUUCAGACGCCAAAGUUAACUUGAUUUAAAAGUUGAUUUACUUUUUAUUAAGUUCUCUAGAGCUGCACAACUAGUUGUUUUUUGAUUUGUUUUUUCAUUUGGGGUUUGUUUUAUGUUCCCCAUUUUGUGCAUUCAUCUAUUCUUAAAUUGAAAACUACAUAAUUUGCUUCUUUUAAAGUCUUAAAUGUGAAACUAAGAAGUGUAAUCAAGCAGUAAAACAUUCUCUGAAUGCAGACCAUGAUCUCAAGUUCUUCCAUUUUUCCCCUAAGAGUGGAAAACAGAUUGAUUCUACAUAGGAAAGCUAAAAUAUGUUAAUAUUUUUUAAAUUAAAGGUUUAACAUUAUCAGAGUGCAGUUCAAAGAGUAAAUCAAGUUACAUAAUUGCGUUUUAAUUAAUUAAAUCUAGAAUUGUUAAUUACAGUUUAUUAAAUACAUUGUUUCCUCUUGAAACUGCUCAACAGCUAAUCAGCAGUGAAUCAUCUUGCAGCUAUGCAACUUUUUAAAAAAUACAAAUUACCAAUUUUAAGUGCUGCCAGCUACAAUAACUUUGUUUUAACGGGUAUUUUUUGUUUAUUCUUUUCAUGUAAUUAUUUUAUUGUGCUUUGCAUCUCCAGGAAGUUUUUCCACAUUUGGGUAAAAUGUUUAGAAGGUUCUGAACUUAAUAACUUACGAAAAGAGUAAAGUAAAAUUUUCUGGAGUGGAACUUGGGAUAAUUUAAGGGACAUUUUAUAUACUUUUAAAAGUCACAGUUUAAUUGGGAUGCCAGAUUUAUAGCAAUUUGCAUCUUUAAUUUUCCAGAUAAUCUGGAGGUUAGCAUUUGAUAAAUGAUUUUUUUAAAGCAAAUAUGAAGAUUUUGUUAAUUUAUAAUUUAUUAAUGUGUUAUUACUGUAAUUAAAAUUGUUAUUCUACAGCAACUUCUAAAUUCAGUCUUGUGUAGAAAGAAGUGUAUUAAGAGAAAUUAUGUGAAUAAAUAUUCCCACAAAAUACAUCUGAAUGGUUAAAAACAACAACAACUGGAAGAGAGCUAUCAAGGCUACAAUAGUGAAUGUCUUUUUUUUUAAUAUCAAAAAUACCUACACGUAGAUUUUGUGUUUUCAACAUAAGGGAAAAUGUUAAGAGUGAAUAUUUAGGUAGUGCACUUUACCUGGUGUAAUUGAAAGUUGCACAGUACUGUUUCUAUUUUAAGCUUUCUUCAAUGUCUUUAAGUAUUUGCUUUUCUAUUUAAUGCUGCUACUCUUAUUCUUAAUUCUGUAGGUUUUUUUCCCCUACUCUAUUGCUUCCAUUUCAUAUUUUUUAAAAGGGCAAAUACACGAGCAACGGCUGCUACCCAGAAAAACUUGUGUAUUAAAACAAAAGUGUUUUUAAUUGAUUUCUGUAUAAUUCUAGGCCAGAUAACAUUUUUCCUAACGUUAUGCUAUGAAUGCCUUUUGUGAUGCUGCGGUUGAUAAAAGAAUUCAAAACCUCCAUUGUAACAUCUGACAGCACAGUUUCCUAGGUGCUUUUUAAACUAGUUAUGAAAAAUAUUCUUAAUUUUUUUCUGCUGUCACAAAAUCUUAAUUUGAAUUUAUUUUAUCUCAUGUUUUUAAUUUUAUAAGCUCUCACCUCCUAAGAAAAACCUCUUAGAAUGUGAAUAACCCAUUUGUUUUCUACUACUGAUAUAUUAUGAUAACAAUUACUUUAUUAUAUUCCAUUCUUAAAGCUGUGGUAGUUAACUGCUCUGAUUCUCCUGGAAGUUGCUUUUCUGAUAAAUUUACUUAUUUACUUUUUAAAACCUAUGGGCUUAAGUUCACUUUUUCUUCUUUAUUCUAUGCCAUACUCUCACAAUCUUACUAACUUGGCCUCUGUUUGUCCUUAAGGUUCUGUGCUUCAGCUGCUAUAAUGGACGCUCCUGUGGUUUUAAAAGAAAGUUCAGUGUUUGUCAGUGUCAAGUGCUACUUUAUUAUUAUCUUUGUCUAGAACAGUGUUUAUUUAAAUCUGUUUAUCAUCGCAGUCCCUUUUUUGUUAAAAUUUACAUAAAUUAGUGUUUUUACUUUAAGUUCAGUCUCCAUCAAUGACUUCCUAAAAAGAAUAACUUAAAUGUAGAAAAUGGUGUUUUUAAAGCCCAGCUGCUCCAGUUUUUAUUCAAAAUGAAAGUUGUUAUUCUAGAAAAUAUUGUAAGUAAUAUUCUACAUAAUGUCACUUACAAUAUUUAUAAAUCUAUACGUAAAAACUGAAUAGGAUAUGUAGGACAUAAAAUCACGUUAGGUAUUUAAAUGUUCAGCUGAAAACUACUGACAACUAAAUAUUCUGGAGACAAAGAUUGAAAGCCUAGGUUAUCAAGUUGGUUAUAGCUUUCUAGGACCUUUGUAAAUACUCGUUUUUCAAAUGAUACCAUCUUGCAUAUAUAGAAAGCAGUAUGUCCUGAGAUUUCACUUCAGUGCCACUCUUUUGUCCAUAAUGGAUUGAAUGCCAAUUUUGACUCCUCAUCUUACUCUGAUCUGGCUCUCCCCCAACCCCAUCAGAUGUUUAACAGAAGAUAAAAUUACUCUGUCUUACUUUUGGCUCUUUGCCAGAAAAUAGACUAAGCAUAGUCUUAAUAUCUGUUUUUCAGAUCUGGUUAUAAAUCAGAUUAUAGAUCGUGUUUUAAGAGCAUUGUUUGUGAUUGAAGUAUAAAUAAUGGUUUCUCUAAUUUUUUUUGUGAUAGCCAAAACAACAUUAAAAAAAUUAUAUUGUUAACUGUUGCAUAAUAUGUAAAUUUUGGUUUCUUAUUGCAGCUGUUAUAUUUCUUUUAAAUGUUAUACAGUUAUCUCAAUUUUCACCUACUAGACACUUUACUGGAAUGUCACUCAAAAAUAUGCCUGUGGAGUACUGUCAGCUAUCUGCAGUAUGUAUUUUAAAAAGAUCUUCAUUUAAAUGAGUUAAUGAAAAUGGCAGAUCCUCUUUCAAAGCUUAUUUGACUCAGCCAUGUUUCUAAGUUUGGGUAUAAUAAAGUUUAACAGCAGUCAUUUAAAUUAAUGUAAUAAGAUACAACAUGGGGAUAUUUCUUUAAAA
Molecule: messenger RNA, 7633 nt
Organism: Trichechus manatus latirostris (Florida manatee)
Lineage: Eukaryota; Metazoa; Chordata; Mammalia; Sirenia; Trichechidae
Gene: ZNRF2
Product: zinc and ring finger 2
Exons: 4
Coding region: 603-1313 (236 amino acids)
Biological process (GO): proteasome-mediated ubiquitin-dependent protein catabolic process; protein K48-linked ubiquitination
Cellular component (GO): cytoplasm; intracellular membrane-bounded organelle; membrane
Molecular function (GO): ubiquitin protein ligase activity
Source: RefSeq, a predicted model, not a curated record